AAAAAAAAAAAUCUGUAUGUAUCUCCCACGGAACGGAAGACGGAACCCCCACCACCCCACCACCAGCAGACCAGCUUUCCCCUUCCUUCCUUCCGCACCAAUCCAGCGGUAGGUUAGGUCCUCCAGCCUCGGUUUCCCCGGCGGCCACCCAAUCCAGAUCGCCGCCCGCCGCGCCGCGCCAUCAAGUCAGCUCAGACUAUGCAAUUUCUUCUAGCACUUGCGCCGUUGGAUGGAUGAUGUUUACGGGAGAAUAGAGGUCUUCCCACAGCACUUCACUCCCAACAAAGAGUCCACAAGUAAGAGCAACAUGGAUCCUUCACCAAGCCCGCGUAGGCGUUCUUGGACCCCGAAACGAGUCAAGGGACCCGCGUCGCUUCUGCAACUCUUGUCUAUUCCUCGUAUUAGGUGGUCUUCCAGCAACGAGGAUGAUGACAAGAUCGAAUUGACCAGAGCUCAAGUGGAAUCAUUACGAAGCGAAAUCGCCGAUGCCGAUGAAAGGGAGUCCCAGCUAAAAGCUCGGUUAGAGAAUAUUGACGAAGUCUUGAGAUAUGCACGCCUUUCUGGGUACCUCCAUAUUAGAAGUAGAUGGACUCAACUUCCUGGGGAGCCGCCUAUCAUAGACGAUGCCGAUGUGGAUGACUGGCUUCCCCGCUUUGUUGUCCUACAAGGACAGUGUUUAUACUACUAUCUGAAGUCUACAGACCUGAGCCCGCAGGAAUCGACGCUGCUGCGCGACGUGGUGGAGGUAGGGCAGCUCCCCAACUUUGUGCCGGAGGACGGGAAAACGAGAUACGCCUUCUUCAUACUGACCCGGCAGGGCCUGAGGUUCGAGUGCUCGAGCAGCUGCGAGAUACAGGUGGAUUCGUGGGUAAGGGCCGUAAGAAGCGACUGCAAACUGGCAGAAGCAGGCGCCGAGGCGAAGAGCAAGACGAGCGGGGGAUGGUGAUGCAUUAUAAUUGUGUGGAGGAAACAUGUAGUAGCUGUAAGCUAAACAGAAGGGGGCUUGCUUUAGUCUGUACUGUAGAGGCUGUAGGAGUAUAUGCAGAUGUAUGUAUAUAAAAUUUCAGAAGCGUGCAAGCAGCUGUAGGUGACAGGCUUGUUUGUGCAGUAUGAAUUAUGAUUAACAGGUUUGUUGGUUGAAUAAAGUUUCUAUUGAUGUUU
Molecule: messenger RNA, 1161 nt
Organism: Triticum urartu
Lineage: Eukaryota; Viridiplantae; Streptophyta; Magnoliopsida; Poales; Poaceae
Source: RefSeq, a predicted model, not a curated record